This is a messenger RNA of Archocentrus centrarchus (flier cichlid), 4060 nucleotides long. Its product is annotated as zinc finger CCHC domain-containing protein 18-like. The record is from RefSeq and is a predicted model, not a curated record. Lineage: Eukaryota; Metazoa; Chordata; Actinopteri; Cichliformes; Cichlidae. The transcript is spliced from 2 exons. Gene Ontology annotation, molecular function: zinc ion binding; nucleic acid binding. The coding region runs from base 1276 to 3024 and encodes 582 amino acids.
UAUUUCAUCUGGAAAAAAACUGGUUUAAAAAUAUUAAAAACAAACAUUCAAUCCAUGGAUGAUUAUUGGUUGGUUAAAAAUAUGUAUGGUUGAAAUUUUAAAUAGGCAAGCUUUUAUUCUGAAAGUGUCCCAGCGUGGCCCAUGUGACUGGUAGUAGCCAACCGGAUUCUUUUCGGUUCUGACCAAGAUCGCUGCAGACACACAGACGUCGAGCUGCCGUUAUUAAACAAAGGAAACUUAUCUAAAAGAAUAUCUUUAAUUUUUUGAGAAAUUGUUUUGUUUUUCCACUUUAUCCUGCCCUUCAGACGUGUGUACAUUGCUGAAUGGGACUUGGCCAUUUAAGUUGGAGUGGAGAAAAGUUGAGCUAGUACUGAAGUGGGACUUCAUACGCGGUGAAACGAGAUGGCGAGCCACCGGACCUGAUGAACUGUGAAUUUGCUGAUCUGUGCAUGUGGAGCAACAUGCUGUCUGCGGAGUGUUGACCGUUUUCAUCCGAACUGGUAGGAUUUAUCCUUGACUGCUAACAGCAGUGGAUUCAAGACUAGCGCAGAACACAGACAAUAGAGGGAUCAACAGCAGGACAAAAGAAAAGAGACUCUCAUGUGCAUCGCACCUUGUUCAGCCUUUUGCUGGAUUAUUUUGAGUUGUCUUUUGGUUCAAUAUUUUUAUUUUAAUAUUGAAUGACCCUGUGUGGUACUGCUGUGAUAUUAUUGAGAUUGCAAACUAUUUUGUUGGUUAAACCUAACAUAACAUUGAGUCUGCCGAAUCUGAAUACAGAGCCUAAUUUUGUAUUAAUUUUGGAAAAAAAAAUAAUAAAAUAGAUAAAUAGAUUUUGAAGCUAGAGAACUAAACUAGGUUUAGUGACUACUGAGUUAACUCAAACAGACAAACCAAAGGGAACUGAACAAAUAACCCUAAGUUGAAGUUAUUUCUUUUGGUUAAGAUAACAAAAAGAGGGAUUAUACACCAGGAAGGUGUAUGCUGUUGUGUUUUCUGUUGUCAAAGUCUUUUAUGGUUUUUGUUGUGUGUAAAUAAAUCUUGCCGGCUAAUUUAAAUUUAUUCUCUUGGUCUGUGGUCCUUAAUUGUGGUGACACUAACUCUACUCUCCAUAGCCGAACCUGUCAUCUGGUCCAAACCCUGUAACGACUAAGGUGUUACAGUACAAAAGUGGCGAGCCAGCCAGGAGAGUAGUAAUAAAACCUUAACCACACUGUAAAUAGAACCAUAAAACCUUAUUUUUGACCCAGACCUCAAAAUAGGCCAAGACCGGCAAAAAUGGACAUUGUUGAUAAAGAAAACAUUAAAAUCCCUAACUCAGUUAUCAUUGGGGGCUUCACUGAUGCAGACUUUGAUGAAGAGUUAUCUGACUUCCUGAACAAGUAUGGGCGCAUCUCGAGAACCAUUAAAGUUGAUGAUCUCCACUCUCCCUACCCCAAAAAUGCCAUUGUGGAGUAUGAGAGUGGAACUGCCUUGAUAGCGCUUGAACCCUUGCUGCCCUACAAAUUUGAGAGACCUACUGGAGUCCCUUACAUCAGAGCCCUGUCAACGGAAUAUGUGUCAGCUGUUACAACCAGCGCCACCCACAGCUUGAUUAGUGAACUACAGAAAAUCGCCAAAUUAAGUGGCAAGCCUUUUGAGGAUGUUUUGCAUGAGCAUCUGUCUGAAUGCAGUCAGUCAGUUGCUGGUGAUCCAGAAACAGCUGAAACUGCAUUUCCUAUGCAAGAAACACAAAGUAGACCUACAGCCACAGUCACCCAACAAUCACAAGCUCUUCCAAGUGACCCAGUUAAGGUGAAUGAAACCAACUUAAAUGUAACUGAAUCUGAUUCAGGCAAGCCAACACAACCUGAUCUGCCAUGCAAUGUUCCAAAAACCCUUAUAACCCACCCAGAGGUUCAAAAGGUUAUUGUGGAGCACAUAGUUCGGAGUGAAUCUCCAGUCUCACAGGCGAGUGCAUCCUUUCGCCUGAGACCCUUUUCAGGCAGGUUACCUUGCCCUAGUCACGAGGUUGACUUUGACACAUGGCGCCACAGUGUUGAGCUUAUGCAGCAAGAUCCUGAUCUGUCUGACUUGCAGUGCUCACGGAAAAUUUCAGACAGUCUUGUACCUCCUGCAGCCAAUAUAGUUAAACAUUUAGGCCCUCAAGCUUUGCCUUCAGCUUACCUUGAGCUGCUCAAUUCAGCAUUUGGUACAGUGGAAGAUGGCGAUGAGCUUUUUGCUAAAUUUCUUAACACACUGCAGGAUGCAGGUGAAAAGCCAUCACAUUACCUCCAUCGAUUACAUACAGCUCUCUCCAAAGCUUUGAACAGAGGUGGUGUUUCAGCUAGCGAGGCAGACCGACACCUACUACGGCAGUUUUGUCGUGGGUGUUGGGAUAACGCAUUGUUAGCAGACCUUCAGCUCGAGCGACAAAAAGAUAACCCUCCUCCAUUUGCAGAGUUGUUGCUACAGUUGAGAGUGGAGGAAGAUAAACAUGUUGCAAAAGAAAGCCGAAUGAAAAAACACUUUGCUGCUACAAGACCAAAAGUGUCUUCCCACGCCCUUGCAGCAGCCACUGAUACAUCGGAGCCCAUUUUGCAACAUCAAAUCACUGAAAUGCGAACACAAAUAACUGAGCUGCAAACUCAAUUGACAAGAUUAAGAGCACAGAAAGCGGACCAACCCACAGCUCCUCCAAGCAAUGUGGUCGCAGAUUUGAAGGCACAGAUCACUGAGCUUCAGAGCCAUCUUGCUAGACUUAAGCCACCAGGUUCUCCCAAAAAGAAGCCCAGCACACCACAAGCUAAUGCUAAGACAAAGCCUAGACCCAAAAUGCCUGAGCCAAUCUCCACUACACUUCAAGCCACAAGGAACAGACCAAAGCCGUGGUAUUGUUUCCACUGUGGUGAAGAUGGGCAUAUUGCCUCUGCAUGCUCAAAUGACCCAAACCCAUCCUUGGUUGCUGAUAAAAGGAAACAAUUAAAAGACAAACAGUUACUUUGGGAUAAACAGAACAAUCAAAACUCAUCCCAUUCUUUAAACUAAAAACAGCCCUCAUUGCGGGACAGAUGGGUGCUGUUAAUGAGACCAGUCCCUCUCUGAAACAGUCAUUCAGAAAAAAGAGACUGCACAACAAAUCAACCACUGUUAAACUACCUAAAGGCUUAGUUGGAGCUAAGUAUACUGCUCAAGUCCAAAUUGAUGGUCAGGUUAGCAGUUGUCUUCUUGAUACAGGAUCUCAGGUGACUACCGUGUCACACUCAUUCUAUGAAAACAAUCUCUCUCACCUGGAAAUUCAUCCAAUAAAUGAGCUGCUGGAAGUUGAAGCUGCAAACGGUCAAAAUGUUCCUUACUCAGGUUUCAUUGAGGUCGAGAUUACCUUCCCACAGAGCUGUUUUGGUUCUGAAAUGACCGUGUCCACCUUUGCAUUAGUUGUCCCAGACACACGUUCUAAUGCCCAGUCCUCUCUUUUGAUUGGUACCAACACUCUUGACCUUCUCUAUGAGCAUUUCUUCUUGACCGGUGCAGAUCUCCAUGCACUACCUUACGGCUACAGAGUGGUGUUAAGCGUGUUGCAACAGAGACACAAGCAGAAGGAAAACAGUAGUCUCGGACUUGUUAGACUAUCUGGAAAAGAGCCAGAAGUUAUACCUGCAGGCCAGAGCCGAGUGUUGGAGGGGUCAAUCCAUGUUAACACCAAAACCCCAGACAAGUGGGUUGUUGUUGAGCCACCCUCCACAUCCUCUUUGCCUGGUGGCAUUCUAGUCACCAAUUGUUUACUCACCUUUCCUGAAAGGCCCUCACAAAAGCUUCCAGUUGUUGUGCGAAAUGAGAGCAAACAUGACAUUAUUAUUCCUGCAAAGAGUGUCAUCGCUGAAAUCCAUGCUAUGCAGGAGAUAGUGACAACCAGCCAAAUACUAAAAUCCACGCAGCCACCCAAAUCAAAAGAAUCCACAGUGCUAAAUCUCAACUUCGCUGAUUCUCCAGUUCCAGCUAAAUGGAAAGAGCGGAUUGUACAAAAACUCAGUACUAUGCCUGAAGUUUUUGCACAACAUGAUACAGACUUUGGUUGUACAAACAA